UUUGCGUUCACAUGUUCGUAAUGGUUAUGUUUUGUAUGCCUAGUGGACGUGUAAUAUAAAAUCGGGCUUCCAGUGUAGUUUCGCACUAUUGAGCGUCAUCAAUCAUUAUUGCACUAAAAUCAAUUUAGUGGCUCAUAAAUUUCGGAUAACAGCGAUUGUGCCGGCAAAAACAUGUCAGUAAAGUUUAAAGACCGUUAUAAUUUGUCGUGUUCGGACCUGAAGUUUAUGACGAAAGUGGCGAACAAUCCCGAUUUUCCUCAUGCAGCUGAGGAUGUCGCAGCUCUACGCAAAAGGAAAGCGUGUCGGCAACGGAGUUUUAAGUAUGGCCUGGUGCAUUCCGAUCUGCAACUGCCGAAAUGCAAACAGGAGAAGCUGAGGCACUCCACUCUGGAGCCUGGAUGUAACGUCGAUUUGUCGGCUAAGAAGGAGAGUUUUGGAGGCUUUGCCAGAUGGUGGAGAAAAUUGAAGAUUCGCCUGCACAAACGAUGUGAGAAAGCAAGCAAGGAUGGUAGCAAGGUGACCACAGUGGUGGCGACUCCUGGCCAAGGCCCAGAUCGACCUCAAGAAGUCAGUUACACUGACACGAAAGUGAUCGGCAAUGGGAGCUUUGGAGUGGUCUAUCAAGCAAAAUUGUGCGAAACCAAUGAAUUGGUCGCCAUCAAGAAGGUGCUUCAAGAUAAACGGUUUAAGAAUCGUGAGCUCCAGAUCAUGAGGAAAUUAGAGCAUUGUAAUAUAGUUAAACUUAAAUACUUUUUCUACUCCAGUGGAGAUAAGCCACCAGAUGUUCCCUGCAACAUGUCGAUUUUCUUGGCAACUCAGCAGAAAGACGAGGUGUACCUGAACCUGGUUUUGGAAUACAUACCCGAAACGGUGUACAAGGUGGCACGACACUAUAGUAAAUCCAAACAAACUAUCCCUAUUAGCUUUAUUAAGUUAUACAUGUAUCAACUGUUCAGAUCUCUGGCUUAUAUCCACUCAAUGGGGAUCUGUCACAGGGACAUAAAGCCUCAGAAUUUGUUGCUGGAUCCAGAAACGGGCAUUCUUAAGCUUUGCGAUUUUGGCAGCGCUAAACAUCUGGUGAAAGGAGAACUGAAUGUUUCUUAUAUUUGUAGCCGAUAUUACAGGGCCCCUGAAUUGAUAUUUGGAGCAAUCGACUACACAACUAGAAUUGAUGUGUGGUCGGCAGGAUGUGUUUUAGCUGAAUUGCUUUUAGGCCAGCCAAUUUUCCCCGGUGAUUCAGGUGUGGAUCAACUGGUUGAAAUUAUCAAAGUUUUAGGCACACCGACUAAGGACCAAAUCAAAGAGAUGAAUCCCAACUAUACUGAGUUCAAGUUCCCACAAAUAAAAUCUCAUCCCUGGCAGCAGGUGUUUCGUGCUCGCACUCCUCCUGAAGCCAUUGAGCUGGUGGCUCGCCUACUGGAAUACACCCCGUCAGUUCGUAUUACUCCAUUGGAGGCCUGUGCGCACCCUUUUUUCAAUGAACUGCGAGAACCAGGUACCCGCUUGCCGAGUGGUAACGAGUUGCCGCCCCUCUUCAAUUUUACAGAUCAUGAACUAAGUAUACAAUCCUCGUUGAAUAACAUUCUAAUCCCACGCGGUAUGCAAUCAAACCAAAACCAAGCAGAAGGUGGGCCAACGCAGGACAGUAGCGCUUCAGGGGCUGGAGCCACGUUGGAUCAUGCUGCGGACAAUCCGGCCCUGACAAAUGCUUCUGGUUCCGCCGUUGCCUAAAAUUCAGGGCUUGUAUCUUUAGCGAUGAUCAGGAGGAGCUUAGCAGUAGUUGGGGCGUUUGUAUCCUCCGCGCUAGGCGGAUUGGGUACCGUUUUUCUUGCGUGCGCUGGUAUUUGUGUACAGGACAGUGUGAGACUAUCGACUAGUGGCUGAGGCACUGCUUCACAAUGCUUCGUUUUGUCUUCAAUUAGUGCUAGUGGAUACGCAAUUUGACGAUUCAUGUUGGAAAAUCAGGGUGCGCGCACUCUUUAUUGCUGAAUACAACUGUACGAUUUUUCUGCGGACGACGCUACCAGGGUCAAAACCAUGCGAUUUGCGCCCGGCCCCUUGAUAGCCAACUUUAUUCAAUAAAACUGUUAGAUGGCAUUUUUAAGCUCCCUCUUAAGCAACACCAAUGGCUACAAGGGCGUUUGGCGCCCGUUCAAAUUUCUGUGUAAAUAUUCUCACUUUUUUUCUCUACUAAAUCCUUAUCAAUUAUAAUUAUUAAUUUGUAUGUAUAAUAGGUGUGUUGUUCGCGCGACAUUUACUACAAGAAAAGCAAACUUGGUAAAAUGUUAUUUCAUAGUUGAUAUUUUUAAUUACCCAAUUUUAACACGAAAAAAUAACACAUUCUGAUUUUAUUUAUGUCUUCUUUUCUUUAUGCCUGUAGUACGGGAUUGAACCCAUGAAUAUAAUAAUUUUAAGUGUCCGGGGCUGGUUUUUAUUGCGGUACUUUUGCGCUCUUAUUUCUUCAAUGAAUAACAAUUUUCACCAAUUUGCUAAUUAUCACGCCUACGAUACUUUAAUCAAUGCCCAAAUAGUCCAGCUAUUUUUUGCGCAGCAAUAGUUUGAUAAAAUCUAUAUCAAUUCAUUCAUCAUUCACACAGAAAUUCGUCGUUAAUAGGGAUGUCAUUUUCGAUAUGGGAACUAGAGUUAACGUUCACUAGCAGUCGGAGAAGUCAGUUUUGUCUUGGGAUUUCAUGAGAUCACUUCAAACUUUUUAAUAAUUGGGAUUUUCAUUCCGUUUUUGUAAGGGUCGUCUACGACAUUAACUUUAUUACUUUGACGCUAAUAGCAUUGUGUUCUAUACCUCGGUCAAUUUACCUACUCAAAAAAUACGUACAAUUUUAAAAAAUCGUUCCAAAUCUGCUUUUUUUUACUGUAUUACUGCUGCUUCUGGGACUUGCCGCAAUAUACAGAAUGUUGCACUCUCAGUAAUCAUCUUUUAUUGAUUGGGUUGAUUAUUAUUGGUAUUGGUCCGCUUAAAAUUGGGGUAUUGUUAAUUCCUAAAUUUCAAAAUCGUUUUGCUGUUGCCCUAUUAUAUUCCAUGUUAAACUUGAAAUUUUUAAACACACUCUAUACGAUGUGACUAAUAAAAUCUAGAUUUCAAUCACUUUCUUUGGUUCAAGAGGCGUCAUGCUGUUUGGUUGAUUUUUGGACAUAGAUAAAAUAUCCUAGCAAGGGGUCAGAUGUAGUUUUGAGUAUCAGACUCUUGAGAAUGGAAAUAAUAAUUCACUUUAAUGCAAACCAAAGGAGAUGACGGCUUUAGGCAAAAAUAAUGUGUUUUAUGAACGGUACUGGUAGGUGAAAAACGUCUCUUCAAGCUUAAGAAAAAUAGUGAAGGCUAAGCAAAAUGAUUGCUUAGUUGUUGCUUUUUUUUUUCAUUUGAGAAUUUGACAAUUACCUUCAAUUUCUUUUUAUAACUGUUCAUGUCUAUUUUAAUCUGAAACGAGGAUCUCAAUCGAUGUAGAUCAAAAUUGGCUGUUUCUGUUUACUUGUAUAAAAUCGCUUUUGAACUGUAAACGCAUGAAGAACCAGCUUUGGCCUUUAGAAAUUAUUGUUAGCUACCCACGUACUAGAGAACGUAGAAACGAGGGAGAAAUGUAUAGAAAUUUACCUAUUUAGCUACUGUGAGGUUUCCGGAAAAUCCAAUACAACCAGUUUGGAAUCUUUGUGUUCUUUUAUUCGGAAAUAUUUCGAUUUUUUGUUCUAUUCACAGCUUUUGCGUGCGGCCAAAGAAGUGUAUUGGUUUCUUCGAAACCCUCCCAAUGUUUAGUCAUCAACUCUCAUUAAUUGUUGUAUGUUAUUAAUUAAAAAAGUUUUACACAUAAUUUAAUUUUUGGUGUUAUUACAUUUUAACUCUUGAUUUUUUACUAGAUUUUAUGUUUAGGCGGUUGAUUCGCAACCGAAAGCAACCUAGAUGUACAUUUUCCGUAGGCUCAUGUUUCGUCAAACUAUCAGUAAUGCUUUGAAUUGAUUUCAUGCAGUUUGUUUUCGAAUAGAUCUCAUGCUUGGAAUCUUUGUGCUUUAUCUCUACCUUUAAGGCAUCAACUAACAGAGAAAUGUGUGGAUGAAAUGGUUUUUCCGGUAAUUAGACAUAGACAAUGACAAUAUGCAGGCCUAUAGCUUCAACAUUUUCUAAUUAAGAAAAAAUACACAUUAUAUUUCCAAAUGCUCUGUCGCACCCUUAGAAAAUGUAUAUCUAGAUAGUGUUAGCGUACCUAUAUUAAUAAUAAUAUUAAUGAUAAUAAUACAAGUUGGAGCGGUCAAACUAAUUUUAAGUGUGGCACUAAAGAAGGUGUGUGAACGGUAUACAGUACGAUGUGAUCUGAGAUAAAGUUGUUUGAAGUGGCUCAAUGUUGAAUGGACGGAUCGAUUCCAUUCCCUCCAUUGGACAGAUUUACCACCUUCCAUUAGAGGCAGCUUUUGUUUGGCUGAAUUUUUGUGAUAAUUUAACGUAGUCGUUUUAAAUGUCACAAAAACCACUGCCCAGUUUGUCCAAUUUAAUGAGUAAAUAAAUCUGACGACUCAUAGGUACUAUAUUACUACCUAACUUUUAUAGCUUUUUGCUUUAGAGAAUUAAAUGAAAUCGAGUGACAAAUCUCUAUAUUUAGCUAUAGUAAAGUGCAAUGCAUUAAAAGUGUUUACGAAUUAUUGAAAAACAAAUAAAGUUCGGUACACAAACACCUCACGACGUAUUGAAGGCGAGAUGAUUUUUUUGCUAAAAUAUAUUUUUGUGAUCUAACCCAAUCUCCAGUCUUGCAACAGCUUGGAUAUUUCUCUGCAUGGAAGUAUAUUUUAGCAACUGGCCAUCUUUAAGUAACUUAGUAAGAAUCUUAAUUCUGUGCACUAAUAAAAUCAUUUUUAUCGCGGAAAAUGUAAAAAUGAAAACUCUGUAAAGUGUGUUUAAUUAAAUUAUUGAUUUUAUUUGUGAAAGGAUAUUUUAUUAUGUUUAGUUUUUCUCUGCUGGACCUCGACAUCGGCCGGCAGCGUUCAUUUAAUGUGGCUCUAGGCACGUUAUACUUUCAAGGCCCUGUAGAUUAUAUUAUGGAACGCUUGUUUUUAUUAAUUAUUGUAUAUAUAAUUUUAAUUGAAUAAUAAAAUAAUGGAAUUUAUUUAAACGAUUAUUGUUAUGGAGGUACUUUUGUGAUUACAAUACAUACUGCUCUAGAGUAGACAAGUCAAAUAUAACAUAUCACAAA
This is a messenger RNA of Dendroctonus ponderosae (mountain pine beetle), 5192 nucleotides long. RefSeq names its product protein kinase shaggy. Gene Ontology annotation, cellular component: nucleus; cytoplasm; cytosol. Gene Ontology annotation, biological process: negative regulation of canonical Wnt signaling pathway; signal transduction; protein phosphorylation. The coding region runs from base 172 to 1731 and encodes 519 amino acids. The record is from RefSeq and is a predicted model, not a curated record. Gene Ontology annotation, molecular function: protein serine/threonine kinase activity; ATP binding. The transcript is spliced from 9 exons. NCBI's taxonomy places the organism in Eukaryota, Metazoa, Arthropoda, Insecta, Coleoptera, Curculionidae.